AUGUCUACAUUUCUUUUCAACCUUGUUGUGGACUGGAUCAUGCAUCGCACCACUGAAGGUCAGGUAAGGGGAAUCAGAUGGACACCUUUCUCCUACCUGGAAGACCUGGACUACGCAGACGAUCUAGCCUUACUAUCACACACCCACACCCACACCCACACCCACAUACAAGAGAAGACGCAUCGCCUCAACACCUUUGCAAAGCAAGUUGGCCUGAACAUCAGCAGCAAGAAGACUGAAAUUAUGGCACUGAACGCUACCAACACACGACCAGUCCAGAUUGAAAACGAAGAGCUUCCUUACACAGACAGAUUUACCUACCUCGGCAGUAUCAUCAGUAGGGAUGGAGGAACUGACCUGGACAUCCAGAGCCGUCUCAACAAGGCCAGAAAUUCGCUCAAUAUGAUGAAUAAGGUAUGGUGUUCUUCCACCUAUAGUGCUCGUACCAAACUGAAGCUCUAUCAUAGCUGCGUCCUUACAACCCUCCUGUAUGGCUCAGAAUGUUGGCACUUAACGGAGAAGGAUCUAUCAAAACUCUCCACUUUUCACACCAAAAGCCUUCGGCGUAUUUUACGUAUCUUUUGGCCUAAUGUCAUUUCCAACAAAGAUCUUUUUGAAUGGUGUGGAACCGAAUCAAUGGCUACCAUCCUGAUGAGGAGACAAUGGAGGUGGAUUGGCCAUGUCACCCGCCAAGAAGCUUCCAUUGCAAAAACUGCUAUGCAUUGGACGCCAGAAGGGAAACGCAAGUGGGGUCACCCCAAGAUCACAUGGUGA
Pocillopora verrucosa is the source of this 774-nucleotide messenger RNA. RefSeq lists its product as uncharacterized. NCBI's taxonomy places the organism in Eukaryota, Metazoa, Cnidaria, Anthozoa, Scleractinia, Pocilloporidae. The record is from RefSeq and is a predicted model, not a curated record.